AUGUCUUCUGCAGAAGAUGCAGCCCAUAUGCCGUCAGCUAGCGUGACAAAGGCAUUGCAGACCAUUACAGAGAGUCCCUUACAGUUCUUUUUUUCGCGGUACGCGUUCGUGCUCAUGAUGAUGGUGGUGGUUAUGAACCGAAUUCAGCAUAUCUGUGCUCCUACAGGUCGUCCUGCCCAUCUGACACUGAUAAAAAGGCUGAUUUUACGUCUACCUGCGAUUUUCAUGCUUCUUCGCCCUCUCGUACAGCUGUACGUGGCCAUGUGUCGUGAUACGCGUACGCCGUCGGCGCAAGUGUGGCUGUCGUACGCGCGGAUGAUCGUGCCAUCAUCAUGGCUUGACCUUGAGACAGACUACGCCUCGUUAUUCUGGUCUACGUUUAUCGGUGCGUGUUUUACGCAGUGCUCUUCCAUCGCCGCUCGCAGCUUGGAGCAUAUUCCCUCGAUGGACGAUCCAUCGACGUUCAAUCUUGUAAGCUUUGGGUUCUUGUUGUACAUCCACUCGACAAGCCGCGCGUUUUUACCAGAUGCCCACGUAUACCUGAUUGUGAUUUCCCGCGUGAUUGAGCUGCUGGGUCUCCAGUGCUUGCGCAUCUGGCGCCGCCCGCCCGUGUCUCGGCUCGUCUUUUCCUCUGCGCUGGGUCUUUUGAUGACGCUACAUUAUGUGUACACGACUCUGUACACGGAAGAGUACCCCAUCAUACACAGCACCUCUCGGUUCAUGGAGGCGCUGACGGGUGGCAUUAUCGUGCUGACCGUGUUUCUUCACGCCUUCACCAUGCUCAUGACGGAUGGCCGUAUCUCAUUCCAACGGCUCAUCUUCACAGGCGUGAACAUGCCGCGGUCUACGGACGACUAUACGAUUGCCGUACUCAAGCUUGGUACAGCGUGUCUCCAUGCGACGCGCUUUUCAGGCCUGGCUCUGGAGCUCAAGAGCUUGGAUAUGCCGCUGCAUACCUAUGUCGAAAUGGAUGCCGACGGGCGCGUCGUUUUGCAGCAUGGUAUGGCCGAUUUAGAGCGAAUCGAGUCUGAAGGCAUCAAUGGCCUCGCGACGGAAGUCCGUGACGUGCGUGUUGUGUUGCGGGAGCGGCCACCCGAGAUUGGCUCACCGGUCCGUGGUGGCGACAAGCUGCAGCAUGCGUGGGCGUUUAUGACGGCGCUGUAUAAUGUCGUGCUGCACAUGAUACAAGCUGUCCUGUCACGUCUCAAGCCGUACGUUCCACCGCUGCCUCUAGUCCUUGUCCAGCUGCCGCGCUAUGUGCGCCUCUUUUGGCACGGCACCAAUGGCGAGGCACGUCGAGAAGAGCGGAUUCAGGCACGGCGUCGGCAAGAAGCUGAGCAGAUCGCCAUGCGUGAGCGUCUCAUGUCUUUACGAGAGCGCUACACACUCCGACGUCCGGCGGAUCUUCAUGCGCCAUCCGUGUGGUCGGCUGCUGACGACCUGGAUCCUGUCGAGCUCAUAUCGAUGGCGCAGGUCGAGGGUGACCGCUCGAUGUUCCAGGACAUGCUGCUGAAGCACAUGAUGCGCCCGGAUCAUGCCCCGCCUCUCACACGCAGCGAGUAUCGCCGACUGAUGCAGGCGCAGGCGCCCGACAAAACGCGUGCUAUGGCUCUUUCGACCUGCAGCCAAAGCACGCGACACAAUGCAUGGGCCUCGGCGGCCGCGCUCUUGUCCACGUCUGAUAUGGCAAAUAUGCAGCGCGCUUCGGAUGCUCAUACACAGCGCGCGAUCUUGCACAUUCUGCAGGAGCGGCGUACGCACCAGACACCGUCCGAGCAGGCUCAGCUGUGUGUCGUGUGCUGCUGCGAGCCACGGACGAUCAUUCACUGGCCAUGCCGGUGCCUCGCUCUGUGUGAUGCGUGCCGAGACAUUCUCGCGAAUCAGCAGCGCACCGUCGUCGUGCGAGGAUCUGACGGCGUGCUCCCUGUACAGCUCUGCCCCACCUGCCGCACGCCUGUCAUGGCCUUUUCCCGGAUCUAUGUGCCAUAG
Messenger RNA from Malassezia restricta, 1989 nucleotides. RefSeq lists its product as uncharacterized. The transcript is spliced from 2 exons. Gene Ontology annotation, biological process: protein ubiquitination; ubiquitin-dependent protein catabolic process. The record is from RefSeq and is a predicted model, not a curated record. Gene Ontology annotation, molecular function: ubiquitin protein ligase activity. The coding region runs from base 1 to 1989 and encodes 662 amino acids. NCBI's taxonomy places the organism in Eukaryota, Fungi, Basidiomycota, Malasseziomycetes, Malasseziales, Malasseziaceae.